AUGGAUGACAUCGCACAGAACGUACAAUUCUUAUCAGAAAAGACUCUGCAAGAUAUUGCCAAAGGUCAACUUGUCAAGCUCGCCUUGAAUUGUGACGAUAACCAAAAAGUGAACCGAGUCUGGCAGUCCUUGAUCCAGACGGUUUCAACGCCAUCUUUGUCGAACCAGCAUACGGCAGCCGCCUGCAAUGCAGUCUCAGCUUUUCUGGAUGCUGCUGCUACUUCCAAAGUUGAAAAAACAAAGCAAUUGGCUCUGUCAACGGAAAAUUGGCUCAUUGUUUUUGAGGUAUUCCUGAGCCGAUAUGAAGAUGCGAAGCCGAAGCCACUCAAGCAGCUUUUGGGCUCCUUGAUUAACCUCUUGGCCAAGUAUAUUCACGGGCCCAAGAAGGACGACAUUCAAAAAGCAGUCACAGAUGCAAUCAUUCCCAGUAUUGUGCUCGGCGAGCCUAGAUCGCGACUGAAGGCUUCCCUGGUGUGCUUCGAGCUUGCUAUCCGCAAAGGCGCCAUCUCUGGCUCUGAUUUUAUCUCCUUGCUACGAAAAUGGCUUGGAGAGAGCCAGCAAAAAUGGGUGCAUGUUUUCGAGAAUGCUCAGGAAGCUCUGUCUCCAAUCAACUCCGAAGAGCUUUCCAGCGACCCGUCCAAGGAGUUGGCGGCAAAGGUUUUCGUGCUUGGCCUUCUUACCCAGACAAACAGUCGUGAUCUUUCCGGAGCAUGUGGAAACGUGUUGGGGGCUCUUUUGCAGAAAUUAAAGUCUGAAUCUUCAGAGUGGUCAGUAUCCACGAUUUGGGUCGCGCCUGUUCGGUACAUGAUGCUUCAUAUUGUGGACAACCUGGAAGCCAUGUCAACCCAGAUCCUUCAGCCUAUCUUCUCAGCCGAUCCUAGUGGCUUUAUGGCUUUUGUGGAGAGCUUGCCCCUCAAGAGUCUUCUGACAGGUGACAUGACAGAUGCCGAAGAUAAAGAGUAUAUUCUUCUUUUCGCAGCUUUGCAAAUAGGCAAGAAGACCAAUCUUGUCCAUGAAGAUUAUGAUGGCUCUAAACCCAGCGAAUCUAAGAAGGGUACUCCGCAGAAACUCGUGCUUAAGAGCGAGGUACUGGGCAAUUUCCUGCUCCACCGUGAACCGAACAUUCGCAUUGCAGCCUUGUCGCUCUUAGUGACUGCGUUCUCGACUAUCAAGCCAUUCACAUCAGCUGCCACUGAUUCAAUUCUUCGUGGUCUUCCGUCAAUGCAUGCCGACUCUGAUUCCUACAGCAGGGGUGAAAUCAUGAGUCUUACCCGCAAGCUCAUAGUUCGUCUCAAGAGUGGCAUUCUCAAGCAACAAUAUUCUACAGAAGCGGCAUCACAGGCGACUUCUGGCUUGCCCUCUGGCUUGGUUAAGAGCGAUGAUGUCACGAUGGCUUUCUUGAGGAAAUACAUCGAUUUAAUCGCGGGCGAUCUCGUUGUCACUGCAUCGUACCCACGACAUAUCAGUGCCUUGAAAGCUCUCAAGCUUUUGCUGGAGUCUAAUCUCGACCCACGUACGAACAUCCCGCCAGCAAAGUCUGAAGUUGAAACACGCUGGAAGUCUCAUAUGAAUGUCUUCGAGCCUCGUCUGCUCCGGCUGUUGGUCGAUCUACUUCUUGACCCAUUCGAGGAAGUAAGACAGACUUCUCUGUUGAUCAUCAACUUUUUCCCUCAAGAUAUUUUGAUAGGCGGUUUCGAAGCCGCGGCCGAUCAUUCUCCAGCUGUGUGCAUGCGCUUGACAGAUGCUCUGACUCGAGCUGAGCUCACUGCAAGCAACACUAGUCGAGCUGACCAUGCGGAUACGGUGGCCCGCCUCUAUCACAUUCUGUUUUGUGCAGCUCUAUCAACCAGUUCUUCUGCAGCAGGCUCAGACUGGUGGUCUACAAAGACGUCAGUCGUCAACUCAAUUUUGACCAAGUUGGAGGAACGAUUGUCGUCUUCGAAGGGCCUGUUCAACUCGACUUUGCGUGAAGCUCCUCUUCAUGGGUACAUGUCUGGACUACGAUAUAUUGUGUUGAUGCCCGAUUUCCAUGCCCUUCUCCUGAAUGGUCCGGAUGUUGGAGCCUGGCGGUCAAUCCAUGAUCGCAUCGUAUCGAUCUGUGACAGGGUCUGGGAAGAGGUGAAGCCAGUUCUGUGCAUCGACUCUCCUGAGGGCCAUACCGACGACCCAAUCGAAGAUCUUGCAGUGGGUCCCAAAGACAUCCUCUCUUAUUCAUGGAGAGCUCUUCGAGAGUCCAGCUUACUACUUCAUGCGACCAUGUUCAAUACGACCUAUGGGCCAUAUGGUCCGGAUGGGCUUAAACUUGCAGACUUUGAAAAGGUUGGCCGUGCUAGUUUCACACAACUCGCUGAGUUACGACACCGUGGAGCUUUCUCAACCGUCUCCCAGACCUUUGCUACCUGUUGUGAACGAUGCAGUAGUUCAAAGGAUGCAUCCAUCCAAGAACUUCCAAAGGGCUGGUACAAGGAGGCCAGAGCUACAAUCUUCGAGUCUGCCUCAAAGCUGACUCGACGGUCGGCUGGUCUGCCUGCACUGGUCACGGGUAUACUCUGCUCUUUGCACAGAACGCCCUUCUUCAAAGAGGCCAUUGAUGACCUUCACGAAAUUUCUCGUCUGCCCGUCGAAUACAAUAAGGAACAGCAGUACUUGGAGCUUCCUCAAGUCCACGCCAUGAACUGCUUGAAAGAUAUCUUCACCAACACGAAGCUCGGCCCAUUUACUGAGCCCUUCAUUAUGCCCGCACUUACGCUGUCUGCCGAACGGCUCGGGUCGCCUAUUUGGGCACUUCGCAAUUCUGGUCUGAUGCUUUUCCGCGCUCUGUUGACCAGAAUGUGUCGCAUGGUUCCUGGAGCUGUAGCUGGAUUCGGCGGCGUGUCGGGAUCUGAACCAGGAUCCAAGAUUUCAUUCCCGAAGUACCCCGGUCUACUUGAGCUGCUUUCCAAGCUCCUGGCACCAACCGAAGGCACAACUGCUCAAGAGGGAACUGAUAUCGUCACCGAACGAAUCUUCCCCGCCUUGGAGUUGAUUGGAGAGAAGGUGCCUACCAUUGGAGAUGACUAUGACACCAAGCUAUGCAGUCUUGUGCUCGCGCACUUCCAGAGCCCAGUAUGGGGCAUUCGAGAGCAUGCCGCUCGUGUUUAUGCAUCUUUGCUGACCCGGACGAACAUUCUCAAGGAUGUUGAGUAUUUGGUCAAUCUUGUCCAGGAGAAUGUAUCCGAGAACUAUAUCCAUAGCAUUGCUCUCUGUGUUCGAUACUCUCUCCGCCGUUUCGCAGCGUCGACCGACGCAUUCUGGACAAGCCACCUUGACGAUCUACUCGCGACUCUGCGAGAUGUCUUGGCAAAGUUGUUCGCCGCUGCCAAAUCUCCUUCCGUUGCAGCUUGCCUUAUUGAGACGUUGAAUGAUACCCUUGAGAGGAGCAUUGCGGCCCAAGCUGAAGAUCGAAUCGGUUCAUUCGUGAACGAAAUUUACAAUGAACAUGACCUUCACGGAGUUCUCGGCCACGCUUUCGAUGCUUCCCAAGCCGGAUGGAACCUUGCCAGCCGCACUCGCGCAUCUGCUCUUCUUCGACGAGCUCUUGCGUGGUGUACGUUGUUGAAAAUGCUCAUUUCACAGGAGUGGACUGGAAUUCCUGCAUUCUACCACAGCAUCUCACAGUUUGACGCUGAUGCCGGCAGUUGGAUUCUGGAACAAUUACCCGAAAAUUUCGCUGAAUUCAUCAAUUACAGGAAGCCGUUGGUGAACUUGUACUCUUCAAUCAUCCAGGGUGCCCACCCAGUGGACUCUAAGACACUGGCUGCUUCUAAUUUGGCCACUGUGCUGGAGGAGAUGCUGGACUCGUCACCAGACGUUAUCUCCGAGUUCAACCUUCCGUAUGAUGAGUUGGCGAAGAGCUUCAAGCCCGAGUCGGACAUCAAGCAAUGGAAUCGACAUGCUACCGAUGCAGAACUUCGACUUCUCGGAUGCCUUCUUGCUCUUCGAGCUUCUUCGAUUCAAGAUCGGUCAGUGCCUUCAGUCAAGAACGAUAUCCAACGUUGGGUUAUCAAGCUGCGGUCUGCUCUCAGGGAGGAAACGGAAUUUACUACCCGCUACGCAGCUGUAGCAUCUGUUCAAAGCUUUUCCAAGGCUCUACGCCCUCAAGGUGGUUCAGCGCGCGCAGAUGCCGUUCUGCUCGACGUCUAUUUGGUUCUGUAUGACAUGCUCAACGAUGACGACGAGGAACUUCGGGACAUUGCCGCAACCUCUGCUUCAUGGGUGCUCUCCUAUUCUUCAGUCUCGCCCACCUCAGCGCUUGCCCUUGGGCCCCUGAAUGGAAGCAAGCUACUUGCUACUCUCAUCACCGAUCAUUAUUCUGACUCUGUUUACUUUGCUCGUCGUGUCAUUCGGUACCUUACCGGGCAGGAGUCUCGCAUCAGCGGAUCUGACAAUCAAUCAAGCCUUGUGCCAGUCUCUGUUCUCAUGGCACAGCACUGCCAGGAGAGCACCGUCUUAUUUGUUGAGGAGAAGCAGAAUCUCUUCAUUGACGAAGUGCAUGAAGUUGAUGUCUGGUCUCGCGUGCUCUUGCAAUUGAAGCGCAAUGCCUAUCCAGACACUUUGAUAAGGCAAAUCUCGAGCUGGGUGUCUGAGGGUUUGGACCACUUGCUCGUGCUCGUGAACCAGGAUUCAGGCUCAGAUGGGCUGCUGGGCUGGACUUCCAAGCCAGAGUCCUUCACAUUGGGUGUUCGUGUCAUCAGCAUUGCUGCUGCACUUACAUCAGAGAGCUUCAAUGUUCCAGAGGCUUUGGAUGUCGAGCAGGUUGCUUUGCGCAGGCAAAUACAGGAUCUGUUGGAUGCUGGCCAGAAGGCAUCUCUCCACGAUGACUGGCUAUCGCGAAUGCGGGUUGUAUUAAAGAGUGGCGGUGCAACGGGGCAACAAAAGUAG
Penicillium subrubescens is the source of this 4920-nucleotide messenger RNA. RefSeq lists its product as uncharacterized. The coding region runs from base 1 to 4920 and encodes 1639 amino acids. NCBI's taxonomy places the organism in Eukaryota, Fungi, Ascomycota, Eurotiomycetes, Eurotiales, Aspergillaceae. Gene Ontology annotation, biological process: tRNA methylation. The transcript has 9 exons. Gene Ontology annotation, cellular component: cytosol. The record is from RefSeq and is a predicted model, not a curated record.